This is a messenger RNA of Linum tenue, 405 nucleotides long. The record is from the annotation of a GenBank genome assembly. NCBI's taxonomy places the organism in Eukaryota, Viridiplantae, Streptophyta, Magnoliopsida, Malpighiales, Linaceae.
AUGAAGAUUGCAUCCAUCGGAUUGAUCGUCGCCAUCUUGUGGGUGGCGUUAACGAUUGGCAACGCUGUCGCCGGCGGAGGCGAUUUCCAUUACCUAAGGAACGAAACGACGUUCAACCCGCGUAAGAACCCGGCACUGCGGGACUGUCUGAAUGAUUUCAAAACCUUUCUCGGUGACGGUCGUUACGCGGAUCAGUCCGGCAACCGGGAUCGCGUAAUUGCUUAUGCUUCCGGCGGAAAGGUGGCACUCUACACUUGGGUCCACUGUACCUCUGCCGAUUUCUUCCCUUGCUACCAAUGUCUUCAAGACGUCGCCGUGGUGAUUGAUCAGUGUUGUGUCCGUUCCUUUGGGAUUGAUAUUAGAAACGACGAGUGCGCGAUGAGGUACGAGACUUACCCGUUCUGA